Molecule: messenger RNA, 519 nt
Organism: Dovyalis caffra
Lineage: Eukaryota; Viridiplantae; Streptophyta; Magnoliopsida; Malpighiales; Salicaceae
Source: the annotation of a GenBank genome assembly
AUGGCUUUGGUGAGAUUGUUGAAGAUAAAGAGGAUGGGUCAAGGGUUUGUGGAGGCUUUUGGUUAUAUAGACGGUAUGUUUGGAACGGGCGAGGAUGGCUAUGGAGUAUGCCUUUAUGAUGACCUUGUGGUGUUGCACACCGGUGUUUAUGUCUUGGUACGUGGGAGGGUAAAGAGAGGAGAUAAGGUUAUUGUGAGCGGAGGUAGAGAGACUAAUGGGUUUAAGGAGGUUUAUGGUCGUGAGAUGGGGCUACUCGGUAUUGAUUAUCAUAGGUUUGGGUUGAAUAAGGAGAGCUGGAGAGGUCAUUUCAAGUGUGGAGAAGGACGGUUAUGGUGGAUAAUGGGUGUGAUUUUUCAUUUCGGGUUGGAGUUUGGUGAUGAGGGGAUGAUAGUUGUGAGGUCGGUGGCUAUGAUAUGGGCAAGGAAGCUGCAAGGCAUGGCUCGUGCUUGCAAAGGGCUCACUCGAGGCUCGUGGCAACAUGGGUUGUUGCGUGCAAGGGGUAAAGGCAACUUGGGUUAG